AUGGCCACAUUACACGAGGCGCUCCAAUGCCUCAAGCCAACAUCAUGGGAUGAGGUCCCCCAAGAACCUGCCGAGCUGCGCAAAUACGUACGCGAAAUCUUCAAGCACAGCCGACUGGUAGCAGAAUCGCUCCCGGUCCCUCCCUCCACCGAAAGUGAUACAUAUCCUGGGCUGGACCUAGAUACGGACGAUAUUGUGUUCCCGCGGUUCGCGCCAUCAAAUGCACGGGUCGAAGAAACCGACCCGGAAAUUACAGCAUUACAAAAAGAAUGGGGGAAGCCACUCAAGAUGGGCGGUCCGAGAGACAAUCCAUUGGACGUGACUGUAUGGAAGCUCUCUGCAAAUGACGGUGGGGGCUCAUGGUUUGGACGGAGGAGUGUACACGAGGGCCUUCCCUUUGACCGGUGGCGAGAGAAGAUUUCGACGGAAUACGACGAGACGUUGAAAGUCAACCAAAAGAAACUUGCGAAAGGACAGACGGCCGAUAAAAGUAUUCGUGGGAUUGGCGCGGAGGAGAAACUUGAGUCGAUCGAGAUCAAAGAUGACGAUGGCUCGGUGCUGGGUGAUUUGAUCGUGUACCACGUCUCAGCCCAAUUUCCUAAGCCUACCGCACCCCGCGACUUCGUGGCCCUGAUCAUCAACUCUGAUUCGGGGUUGCAGAUUGGAGGCACUAAACAACCGGGUCGCAGCUGGAUGAUGAUUUCCAAGCCAAUCGAUCACCCUGAUGUACCACCCAAGCAAGGCUACACCCGAGGCAAUUAUGAGUCGGUCGAGCUCAUUCGCGAGAUCCCGAGGAAUAGCGAUAGUGGCAGCAGCUCCUCUAGCCAGAAGGAUAAGAAGGGCAGUGAUUCUUCUUCUGGUGUGGACCGUGCCGGUGAAGGGUCUGACAAGAAGGGAUCGGACUCAUACAAUGAGGAUGAUACGAUGAAUCCCGUUGAGUGGAUUAUGGUCACUAGAAGUGACCCAGGUGGCAGUAUCCCACGAUGGAUGGUUGAUAAGGGAACGCCUAGAAGUGUGGGACUGGACGCUGCCAAAUUCAUCAACUGGGCUAUUCAGGAUGACAAGCCAUCCAAGGAGAGCAGUCCAGGCGCCGAGGAGUCCAACGCUUCCACCCCCGAGGCUAAAUCGGGGAAGUCUGUGAAUAAUGAAUCCGACUGCGACGAGGCCGGUGAUUCAGACUCAGACUACGAAUCACUCGAAAGUGACGGCGAGCACUCUCACCACGGGUUGAUCGCCAGUGUCACGGGCCUCCUAAGCUCGGGUCUGGAAAGAUAUGGUCCACAGGUUCUGGGAUAUGGAUCCGGCACACAGGCACCGCAAAGUGUUGGUGAACCAAGCCACCCACAAGGUGACGCAACUGCCAAAGAUCACUUAAGCACAGGGAGUGCUCAACGGGCGAAGCCAGCCUCCGAAGUCGAGUCUUCCAAAUCUCGCGAGCCAGAUCUCGCGUCCAUGACGUCUGUUCAAUCUGACGGUGCAGUACCAGUCGUUGACGACCUUGCACAAAACAAUAUGCGCCCAGAAGAAUUGAUCCAAAUGACAAAGAACGGCAAGCUCACGUCUCACGAGAAAGAGCUCGCAAAGCUAGCCCUUCGCAAACGCGAAGUUGAAGGCAAGCUCGAAGAAGUCCGCGCAGAACUUGAAAAACUUAAUGUUACGCAACUACCUACAAAUCCCGGGGCCCCGCUGAAAGGCCUCAACGAGACGGAUAGCGAUGCCAGCGGACUACGAAAACGCGCGGCUACCAACCGCUCCUCCACUCCUGCAAGCAGUACCACACAGCAGAGCCCUCAAGACAGCAGCGAGAAGUCUUCGCAGACAGCCACACCUGAUUCAGUGGCCAACCACAAAGCUGCCACCCAGCUUUUGAGUGGGGAGACCAAACUCUUGAAACAGCUGCGCAAGAUUGAGGCUAGUCAGGUCAAGGUUGCAUCAAAGAUCGAAACAAAGCAGCGAAAGAACGUAGAGCGUUCUGAGAAAUCCAAGUCCAAGUCCGAGGUUGAAAGCUUGAGACAAGAAGUUCACGAUCUCAAAAAGGAGGUGAGGCAGCUCAGGAGUGACCGCCAGAAGUAUGUCGAUCUUGUGGGCUCGCUCCAGGCCGAGAAUUCGAGGUUGGUGGCUAAAGGGGAGAAAUGA
Messenger RNA from Penicillium olsonii, 2136 nucleotides. NCBI's taxonomy places the organism in Eukaryota, Fungi, Ascomycota, Eurotiomycetes, Eurotiales, Aspergillaceae. The record is from the annotation of a GenBank genome assembly.